This is a messenger RNA of Trichosurus vulpecula (common brushtail), 11579 nucleotides long. RefSeq names its product piccolo presynaptic cytomatrix protein (gene PCLO). Gene Ontology annotation, biological process: protein localization to synapse; presynaptic active zone assembly. The record is from RefSeq and is a predicted model, not a curated record. Gene Ontology annotation, cellular component: cytoskeleton of presynaptic active zone; GABA-ergic synapse; glutamatergic synapse. Gene Ontology annotation, molecular function: protein binding; structural constituent of presynaptic active zone. The coding region runs from base 1 to 11463 and encodes 3820 amino acids. Lineage: Eukaryota; Metazoa; Chordata; Mammalia; Diprotodontia; Phalangeridae. The transcript has 22 exons.
AUGCUGUUAAAUAAAUACUCUGAAAAUAUAUGCAAAGAGGCAGAAAAGGAAGAUGACAAAUCAGAUACAUCAAGUUCUCAACAACAAAAAAGCCCUCAAGGUUUGAGUGACACAGGAUAUUCUUCUGAUGGAAUAUCAGGUUCCCUUGGUGAAAUUCCAAGUCUUAUCCCAGGUGAUGAAAAGGAUUUGCCAAAGGAACUCAAAAAAGAUUCUCAUUCUCAAGAAAGUAGUCCUACAAGUCCUUCAGAUCUAGCAAAGUUGGAAAGUACUGUUCUGUCUAUUUUGGAAGCUCAAGCAAAUUCACUUGUUGAAGAAAAAUCAGAAAAGAAAAAAGAAUUAUAUGGUGGACUUCCUGAGCAGCCCAGAGAUCAACAGAAAACCAAGGAUUUUCCUGUCACACUGGAAUCUUAUAGUUCAGAAGAAGAAGACCUCAAGGAAGUCCAAGAAGAAGAGAAAGAUAUCCUUGUAAGAGGUGAUCAAGAAAAUGUCCCUUCCAUAAAGGGUCUCAGAGAAAAAACUGACUUUGUAGAUGAUGUGACAGCUAGAAGGCAGCGUUAUGAUUCACUAGAAGAUAGCAGUGAAAGUGAAAACUCUCCUGUCACAAGAAGGAAAAGAAGAACUAGUGUUGGUUCAUCCAGCAGUGAUGAGUAUAAACAGGAAGACAGUCAAGGAUCAGGUGAUGAUGAAGACUUCAUUCGAAAACAGAUCAUAGAGAUGAGUGCUGAUGAAGAUGCCUCUGGUUCAGAUGAUGAUGAUUUCAUCAGGAAACAACUCAAAGAAAUCAGUAUUAGUGAGAGCCAGAAGAAGGAAGAAACAAAAGGAAAGGGGAAAGGGUUGAUUGGGAAGCAUCGGCGACUCACCAGAAAAAGUAGUACAAGCUUUGAUGAUGAUGCAGGGAGACGCCAUUCCUGGCAUGAUGAAGAUGAUGAGACAUUUGAUGACAGCCCAGAACUAAAAUACAGAGAAACCAAAAGUCAGGAGAGUGAAGAACUCACUGUUACUGGUGGAGGAGGUCUUAGAAGGUUCAAAACCAUUGAAUUAAAUAGCACAGUAACUGAUAAAUACUCUGAAGACUCUGUGCAAAAGAAAGCAAGUUUGUAUUUUGAUGAAGAACCAGAACUUGAAAUGGAAAGUCUUACUGAUUCACCAGAAGAUAGGUCACGAGGAGAAGGAUCUUCUAGUCUGCAUGCCUCCAGUUUCACGCCUGGCACAUCUCCCACAUCAGUGUCUUCUCUUGAUGAGGAUAGUGACAGUAGUCCUAGCCAUAAGAAGGGAGAAAGUAAACAGCGUAAAUCUAGACACCGGUCACAUGGUCCUCUUCUUCCCACUAUUGAAGAUUCUUCAGAAGAAGAGGAGAUGAGGGAAGAAGAAGAAUUGUUAAAGGAGCAAGAAAAACAACGUGAAUUAGAACAGCAGCAAAGAAAGAGUUCCAGUAAAAAAUCAAAGAAAGACAAAGAAGAACUUCGGGCUCAAAGAAGAAGAGAAAGGCCAAAGACACCACCCAGCAAUCUCUCUCCGAUUGAAGAUGCAUCUCCUACAGAAGAAUUACGUCAGGCUGCAGAGAUGGAGGAGUUGCAUAGAUCCUCUUGCUCUGAAUAUUCACCAAGCAUAGAAUCAGACCCAGAAGGGUUUGAAAUUAGCCCAGAAAAAAUAAUAGAAGUGCAAAAAGUUUAUAAAUUGCCCACAGCUGUUUCUUUGUAUUCUCCAACAGAUGAACAAUCUAUUGCAAUUCAGAAAGAAGGUGGUCAAAAGGUAUUAAAAAGUGCCGAGGAAAUGUAUGAAGAAAUCAUGCAUAAAUCCCACAAACCAAAAGCAUUUCCAACUCCAGCAGAGAAGGAUGAAGUGUUUGAGAAGGAGCCAUUGUAUGGUGGAAUGCUAAUAGAGGAUUAUAUUUAUGAAUCUCUGGUAGAAGAUACAUACAAUGUUGCUGUUGAUAGCAGUCUAAUAACAAGACAGGAAGAAGGCAGUGAAUUUAUUCAGCCAAUAGGGAGAGAGAGAAAAAUGAGACUUUCAGAGGAAAUCUAUGAAGAUCCUAUGCAGAAAAUCUCAGAUCUGCAAAAAGAAUUUUAUGAGUUAGAGAGUUUACACUCUAUGGUACCUCAAGAAGAUAUUGUUUCCAGCUCAUAUAUAAUACCUGAGAGUCAUGAAAUUGUGGAUCUAGGUACUAUGGUAACAUCAACGAGCGAAGAAAAACAGUUAUUAGAUGCAGAUGCUGCCUAUGAGGAACUCAUGAAGAGGCAACAAAUGCAGCUAACCCCAGGCUCUAGUCCAACUCAACCAGCCACUGAACAUGACAUAACAGAGCCCACCAUAGACUUUGACAGAAUGCCAGAUACCUCACUAACAUCUAGUAUUCUCUCAGGGGCCUCACUCACAGACUCAACUAGUAGUGCGACACUGUCUAUCCCAGAUGUGAAAAUAACACAGCACUUUUCUCCAGAGGAAAUAGAGGAUGAAUAUAUAACUGAUUAUUCCAGAGAAAUUCAAGAGAUAAUUACCCAUGAAUCAUCAAUUUUAGCAUACUCUGAGCCCUCAGAAAGUGCAACAUCUGUGCUACCAUCCGACACGCCUUCUCUUACAUCAUCCAUUUCAUCAGUUUGUACAACAGAUAGCUCCUCACCUGUUACUGCACCAGAAACCACCACUGCAGUUUUUACAGAUACUGUAGACCAACUAGCUAAAUUUCAGGAUUCUGAAAAGGUUUCAUCAUUACCUCCCUUUCCAGUAGGCACAACAGUGUAUUCAGGAAUAGAUAUAUCUUUAGAUCAGCCUGCCCAAUCGCCUCCUAAAACAAUUGUUGAUCAUGUCGUGGUUUCUCUUCCUGACGUUCCACGGUCUGUCACAGUACCUGAAGAAGCCAAACCGAAGAAGUCUAUUUCUGAAUCUUUUUCUGUCGAUUCAUCUGUAUCUGAAAAAGAAGAGACAGUAAGGAAAAUUAAGAGUAAAAAUGGAAAUGGUGUCAUGCUGGAAACUUACAAAGAUAAAAGUAAGGUACCUGUACCUUCACUACGUAGAAUUAGCUCUGUAGAUUCUGUGUCUGCUCAACCACCUCCAAGUACCAUUGCAGUUCCAGUUAGUGAUCAGAUGUCAACAGUUUCUUCUAUAUCUAGAGAGGUGACAGAUACUGUAUCCAGAUUGCCAUCUAUGACUUCUUCAAUUCCUGCUGUGACACCUAGAGCACCUCUUCUUUGGAGAAGUUCUUCUUUGGAUUCAUCUGCCCAACCCCCACCUGCUCCCCCCCCUCCUCCUCCCCCUCCUCCUCCACCUCCUCCACCUCCUCCACCUCCUCCACCUCCUCCACUCCCCCCACCACCUCCACCUAAACCUGCUAUUUAUCCUAAAAAGAAGUCAUUGAAAGCUCCUCCAGUGACAUCAGCUGCUGUUGUUCCUUCAGUUGACACUGUUGCUACUGUGGAGGCUGCUGCUAUCCCAAGGAACAAUGUGACACCUGUAACAAAAGUAUACACCCCUGCACCACCUCCUGUUCCACCUAAGCCAUCUUCAAUCCCAUCAGGACUUGUAUUUACUCACAGGUCUGUUGAGGGAACCAAACCUCCAAUUGCUCCUAAACCAGCAAUUCCUCAGCCUCCAGUAACUACACAGAUGCCAGUGGAUACACAUCCCGAACCAACAGGUUUAUCCUUAACUUCCAGUAUGACAUUGAAUUUGGUGACUUCAGCAGAUUAUAAAUUGCCAUCUCCUACAUCCCCCUUGUCACCACAUUCUAACAAGUCCUCACCAAGGUUUUCUAAAUCAUUGAUGGAGACUUAUGUUGUUAUAACAUUGCCAUCUGAACCAGGAACUCCAACAGAUUCUUUAACUAGUCAGGCAGUGACCAGCUGGCCUUCAGGAUCACCUUCUAAGGAACUGGUUUCUCUCGAGCCUAUAUUUACUACAGUUCUUCCUGGAACUGGUGUGGAGAUUCAGGGCAUAUCAGACCAGAGCCUCUAUCCCUCAGGUGCUUUACAGACUCUCUAUGCUGCCCCUGUUGGGACACAGUCUUCACUCCAUGUAGGCCCAGGCUCAAUAACUCCAUUACUAUCAAGCAAAGUGACCAAAACUAUGGUUUCAUUAGCAGACAGCACAGCUCCUAGUGUUGAUUCAAGUAGUGUUUCUAUAACAAUUCCUCCAGAGCCCAUGCCUCGAGAACCCUUAGCAUUAGAGAAACCAAAAUAUAAAGAAAAUGGAAAGUUUCAGCUCCUUGGGGAUGUUAUUGAUCUACGUAUGGUGCCAAAGGUCGAUGGUGAAACACUUGGAAGCUGUAUGGAUCUGUCUGCUUCUCCAGUGGAUGUGAGAAGGCAGACCACAGCAAGCGAGGCAUAUGGCAGACACAUCAGCACUGUCCAACCUGCUAUUAUAAACCUCAGUGCAACAUCAUCAGUAGUUACGCCACUAACCCUGGUCACAGAAGCUAUGGCUGUUGUGACAUGUACAACUAGUGUAAGUUAUACCACAAGCACAGAAAGCCUGGCUGGGGCAGGUCAUUCUCUGACGACACCACUUCAGUUGACAACAUCAAAGCAUGCUGAGCCUACCUACAGAAAAACAAGUGUCCAGGUCUUCCCUACACUAAGGGAGGAGGCACCAAUAAACUUAUCUCUAGGUACUUCUGCCCAUGCAGUAACACUGCCUGCCACCAAACCAAUCACUGCACCUCCACCUAGUGUUACAAAUGGAUGGGCUGAUCUCUCCACAUCUCAGGGGCCACAGGAUGGUGGUGCUGUGGAUCUCAGCACUACAAAAUCUCACCGAACUGUAGUCACAGUGGAUGAAUCUACUUCAGGUGUUGUGACUACUGUCAUAGAAGAUGAUGAGAAACCAGUGGAUUUGACUGCAGGGAGAAGAGCGGUUUGCUGUGAUGUUGUUUAUAAGUUACCAUUUGGAAGGAGCUGUACGACACAACAGCCUGCAACCACUCUUCCAGAAGAUCGUUUUGGUUACAGGGAUGACCACUACCAGUAUGAUCGUUCAGGGCCGUAUGGUUAUAGAGGCAUUGGGGGCAUGAAGCCUUCUAUGUCUGACACAAACUUAGCGGACACUGGAGUUUUUCUUUAUAAAAGUAAGAAUACCUUUGAUUAUACUGGAGGGGCUGAUACAGCAGUAGAUCUAACUUCUGGAAGAAUAACUACAGGUGAGGUAAUGGAUUAUUCAAGCAAGACCACAGGCCCUUAUCCUGAGACUCGACAAGUUAUUUCAGGCACUGGGAUUAGUGCACCACAGUAUUCUACAGCAAGAAUGACCCCUCCACCAGGAUCCCCGUAUGGCAUGGGUACUGUUUUGAGAUCCUCCAAUGGUGUAGUCUAUUCUUCAGUAGCAACUCCAAUCCCCUCUACAUUUGCUAUCACUACUCAGCCUGGCUCUAUUUUCAGCACCACUGUGAGGGAUUUGUCUGGCAUUCACACAACUGAUGCGAUAACAUCUUUGUCUGCUUUGCAGCAGACCCAGCCAUUACCUAGAUCAUAUGGUUUCCUAACAACAGGAGCAUCUGAUAAGGACAGUUCUGUGGCUGCUAUAGAAAUUGAAACAAGUUUGCAAACUCUGACUGCAGAAAGUCUCGCUGCUGAGACCAUUGAUGUCAUUCCCACUUUGACCACAGCAUCUGAGGUAUUUCCUGAAGUGCUAGGAGAUGACAAUGCUCUUAUUGUUGGGACUGAAGAGGAGAAACAGCAGCAACUUGAUUUGGAGCGGGAGCUCCUGGAGCUUGAGAAAAUUAAGCAGCAGCGCUUUGCAGAGGAGUUAGAGUGGGAACGACAGGAAAUACAAAGAUUCCGAGAGCAGGAGAAGUUUAUGGUUCAAAAGAAACUGGAGGAGCUGCAGUCUAUGAAGCAGCACCUCCUCUUACAGCAGGAAGAAGAGAGGCAAGCUCAGUUUAUGAUGAGGCAAGAAACACUAGCACAGCAACAGCUACAACUCGAGCAAAUCCAGCAACUUCAGCAGCAGCUUCACCAGCAGCUAGAAGAGCAGAAGAUCCGCCAGAUCUACCAAUAUAACUAUGAUCCUUCUGGAACAGCCUCACCACAAACUACCGCUGAACAAGCAAUCAUGGAAGGUCAGUAUCCAGCAGUGGAGAGCAACCAGUUUUGGCCAGCUGAAGAUGUCACCACCACAGCUUCAGCUGUAGUGGCCAUUGAAAUCCCGCAAAGCCAAGGCUGGUACACGGUUCAAUCUGAUGGUGUUACUCAAUAUAUUGCUCCACCUGGCAUACUGAGUACUGUUUCUGAGAUGCCUCUAAAUGAUGUUGUUGUGAAGGAUGAAAAGCAACUUAAAAAGAGGACCCCUGGAGCCAAGCUGCGUUGCCAGUAUGAUGAGCUUGAGGAAACUGUGGGUGAGGAUCCCCGGUGUUUUAAAAAGAUAGUAGACAGUGGAGUACAGACUGAUGAUGAAGAUGGAGCAGACAGGAGUUAUACCAGUAGGAGAAGGAGAAGUAAAAAGAGUGUGGAUACGAGUGUCCAGACUGAUGAUGAAGAUCAAGAUGAGUGGGAUAUGCCCAGUAGAUCACGGAGAAAAUCACGUCCUGGGAAAUAUAGUGAUAGCACCCCUGAAGUUGACAAGACCAAACCCCUUUCCAAGGUAUCUAGCAUAGCAGUCCAAACAGUGGCAGAAAUAUCAGUGCAGACUGAACCAGUUGGGACAAUAAGAACACCUUCCAUACGUGCUCGAGUGGAUGCAAAAGUUGAAAUAAUCAAACACAUUUCAGCUCCUGAAAAGACAUACAAAGGUGGAAGUUUAGGUUGUCAAACAGAGACAGACCCAGAUGCACAGAGUCCUCAGUAUUUGAGUGCCACAUCUUCACCCAAAGACAAGAAACGUCCAACACCUUUAGAAAUUGGUUAUUCUUCUCAUCUUCGGGCAGAUUCCACACUACAGCUAGUACCAUCCCCACCAAAAUCUCCAAAAGUCCUUUAUUCACCCAUUUCUCCAAUUUCACCAGGCAAAGCCUUAGAAUCAGCCUUUGUACCUUAUGAAAAACCUAUCACAGAUGAUAUCAGCCCUCAGAAAAUAUUGCACCCAGACAUGGCAAAGAUUCCACCAGCAAGCCCAAAGUCUGCAAAAAUGAUGCAGAGGUCAAUGUCUGACCCGAAGCCUUUGAGUCCAACAGCGGAAGAGAGUUCCAGAGUACAUUUUCAGUACACAGAGGGCUACCUGACCAAAGGAUCUCAAACUAUGGCAGCUUCUGGCACCCAGAAGAAAGUAAAGAGGACACUACCAAAUCCACCUCCUGAAGAAACUUCAUCAGGGACCCCAUCAGCAUACAGCACCAUGGGUUCCGUUUCCCGAAGAAGAAUCUGCAGAACUAACACAAUGGCAAGGGCCAAAAUCCUCCAGGAUAUAGAUAGAGAACUUGACCUUGUGGAAAGGGAAUCAGCAAAGCUCAGGAAGAAGCAAGCUGAACUGGAUGAGGAAGAAAAAGAGAUAGAUGCAAAGCUGCGAUACUUGGAAAUGGGAAUCAACAGAAGAAAAGAAGCGCUAUUAAAGGAAAGAGAAAAGAGAGAGAGAGCCUACCUCCAGGGAGUAGCUGAGGACCGUGAUUAUAUGUCAGAUAGUGAAGUAAGUAGUACUAGGCCAACCCGGAUAGAAAGUCAGCACGGUUUGGAAAGACCAAGAACUGCACCCCAAACUGAAUUUAACCAAUUUAUGCCACCACAAACACAGCCAGAAUCUCAGUUAGUUCCCCCAACAAGUCCUUAUACCCAGUAUCAGUUCUCCUCCCCUGCUCUUCCUACACAAGCACCAACUCAGUAUACCCAACAGUCUCCUUACCAGCAGCAGCCUUUAUACCAUCAGCAGGUUUCCCCUUAUCAGACCCAGCCUACCUUCCAAACUGUGGCAACAAUGUCCUUCACACCACAAACACAACCUCCACCAACUCCACAGCCCUCAUAUCAACUCCCGUCCCAGAUGAUGGUGAUACAGCAAAAGCCACGGCAAUCCACAUUGUACUUGGAGCCUAAAAUAACAUCUAAUUAUGAGGUCAUUCGAAACCAACCCCUGAUGAUAGCACCUGUUUCCACUGAGAAUACUUAUGCAGUUUCCCACCUUGGCAGUAAGUAUAAUAGUUUAGACUUAAGAAUAGGUUUAGAGGAAAGAAGCAGCAUAGCAGGUAGUCCAAUCUCAAGCAUAUCAGCAGAUUCUUUCUAUGCAGAUAUAGAACAUCACACACCACGAAAUUAUCUCUUAAUUGAUGAUAUUGGUGAGCUUACUAAGGGAACGGCAGCAUUGACCACUGCAUUUAGCCUUCAUGAGAAGGAUUUGACAAAAACUGAUCGCCUCCUUCAAACAACAGAGACACGCAGAACCCAAGAAGUUACAGAUUUUCUGGCACCUUUACAAACUUCUUCUAGACUGCAUUCCUAUGUAAAAGCAGAUGAAGACCCAAUGGAUGAUCCCUAUGAGUUGAAACUUCUCAAACAACAGAUCAAGCAAGAAUUCCGUCGUGGUGCUGAAAGUUUAGACCAUCUUGCUGGUCUUUCCCAUUAUUACCAUGCAGAUACUAGCUAUAGGCAUUUCCCCAAAUCAGAGAAAUAUAGCAUUAGUAGACUGACACUUGAAAAACAGGCAGCAAAACAACUUCCAGCAGCAAUCCUUUAUCAAAAGCAGGCAAAGCAUAAAAAAUCACUAAUUGACCCCAAAAUGUCAAAAUUUUCACCAAUUCAAGAAAGCAGAGAUCUUGAACCUGAUUAUUCAAGUUAUAUGACUUCUAGUUCUCCAUCAGUUGGAGGAAUUUCCUCCAGGGCAAGACUUCUUCAGGAUGAUAUUACAUUUGGCCUUAGGAAAAAUAUCACAGACCAACAAAAAUUCAUAGGAUCAUCACUCACUUCAUCCCUUGGAACAGGCUUGGGAACCUUGGGUUCCACAAUCCGGUCAGCAUUGCAGGAUGAGGCAGACAAGCCUUAUAGUAGUGGUACUAGAUCAAGGCCUUCUUCUCGACCCUCCUCUGUCUAUGGACUUGAUUUAUCCAUAAAGAGAGAUUCAUCAAGCUCUUCUUUAAGACUGAAGGCUCAAGAGGCUGAAGCAUUAGAUGUUUCUUUUAGUCAUGUGACACCCUCUGGCAGAACUAAACCUACAAGUCUGCCCAUUAGCCAGAGCAGAGGAAGAAUACCAAUCGUCGCUCAGAACUCAGAAGAAGAAAGUCCCUUGAGCCCCGUUGGCCAGCCUAUGGGAAUGGCAAGAGCUGCAGCUGGACCACUGCCACCAAUAUCUGCUGAUACCAGAGAUCAAUUUGGAUCAAGUCAUUCCUUGCCUGAGGUUCAGCAGCAUAUGAGAGAAGAAUCACGGACUCGAGGCUAUGACCGGGAUAUAGCAUUCAUCAUGGAUGACUUCCAACAUGCCAUGUCAGACAGUGAAGCCUAUCACCUACGUCGUGAAGAAACAGAUUGGUUUGACAAGCCCAGGGAAACUCGUUUAGAAAAUGGACAUGGUCUUGAUCGGAAACUGCCAGAAAGACUGAUUCAUUCAAGACCACUCAGCCAACAUCAAGAACAAAUGAAUGGGAAGCCUACACAGUACAUCUUUCCUCAUGCAAGAAUAAAAAUAAUGAGAGACCUUAAGGAUCAUACAGUUUCAGGUAAUGGGUUAGGAAUCAGAAUAGUAGGUGGCAAAGAAAUCCCAGGAAGCAGUGGAGAAAUUGGAGCCUAUAUUGCCAAGAUCCUCCCUGGUGGAAGUGCAGAGCAGACAGGAAAACUAAUUGAAGGAAUGCAAGUGUUAGAAUGGAAUGGAAUUCCCCUGACUUCUAAAACAUAUGAAGAAGUCCAGAGUAUCAUUAAUCAACAAAGUGGGGAAGCAGAAAUAUGUGUAAGACUGGAUAUUAACAUGCUCUCAGAUUCUGAGAAUCCCCAGCACUUGGAACUACAUGAACCACCAAAGGCUGUAGACAAAGCAAAAUCCCCAGGGGUGGAUCCAAAGCAACUGGCCGCUGAGCUCCAAAAAGUUUCUCUCCAGCAGUCACCAUUGGUUCUUUCUUCAGUUGUUGAAAAAGGAUCACAUGUUCACUCAGGCCCCACAUCAGGUGCAUCCAGUGCUGUUCCCAGUCCUGGUCAACCAGGAUCACCCUCUGUGAGCAAAAAAAGGCACAGCAGCAAGCCCACUGAUGCAACAAAGGCUGUCUCUCAUCCAAUUACUGGAGAAAUUCAGCUUCAAAUCAACUAUGACAAACACCUUGGAAACCUUAUCAUACACAUUCUUCAAGCAAGAAAUCUCGUGCCUCGAGACAACAAUGGAUAUUCUGAUCCUUUCGUUAAAGUGUAUCUUCUCCCAGGUAGAGGCCAAGUCAUGGUUGUCCAGAAUGCAAGUGCUGAAUAUAAGAGGAGAACUAAAUAUGUUCAGAAAAGUCUUAACCCAGAAUGGAAUCAGACAGUAAUUUAUAAAAAUAUCUCCAUGGAACAGCUCAAGAAGAAAACACUGGAAGUGACAGUCUGGGAUUAUGAUAGAUUCUCUUCCAAUGACUUUCUUGGUGAGGUAUUGAUUGAUUUAUCUAGCACUUCUCACCUUGACAAUACCCCGCGAUGGUAUCCUCUCAAAGAACAGACGGAAAGUAUUGACCAUGGAAAGUCCCAUUCUAGUCAAAGCAGCCAGCAAUCUCCAAAACCAUCUGUCAUCAAAAGCAGAAGUCAUGGAAUCUUCCCUGACCCAUCCAAGGAUAUGCAGGUACCUACAAUUGAAAAAUCCCAUAGCAGUCCAGGGAGCUCAAAAUCAUCCUCUGAAGGCCAUCUUCGCUCUCACGGACCAUCACGCAGCCAAAGCAAGACCAGUGUCACUCAGACCCACCUUGAAGAUGCAGGGGCCGCCAUAGCAGCCGCAGAAGCAGCUGUGCAACAGCUUCGCCUUCAACCAACAAGACCUACUAAUCACCGACCUGCUGAAAGCUCCGUCUCUACGGGCUCAUCUGCCAGCAGCUUUGGCAGUGGAUAUAGUGUGGACAGUGAAGGAAGUAGCAGCACUGCAGGGGAGACUAAUCUAUUUCCAAUUCCAAGAGUAGGAAAGAUGGGUCAGAAUGGACAAGAGACGGCAAAGCAGCCAGGAGUAGGAUUAGCAGAUGCGGAAGCUAAAACGCAAGUAAUGGGAGAAAUCAAGAUUGCCCUGAAAAAGGAAAUGAAAACAGAUGGAGAACAGCUAAUAGUUGAGAUCCUUCAGUGCAGAAACAUCACCUACAAAUUUAAAUCUCCUGAUCAUUUACCAGAUUUGUAUGUGAAGCUGUACGUAGUCAACAUUUCUACUCAAAAAAGAGUGAUCAAGAAAAAGACAAGAGUGUGUAGGCAUGAUCGGGAGCCUUCGUUCAAUGAAACAUUUAGGUUUAGCCUGAGUCCUGCUGGUCAUUCUCUUCAGAUUUUGCUUGUCUCCAAUGGAGGAAAGUUCAUGAAAAAGACACUGAUUGGUGAAGCUUAUAUCUGGCUUGACAAAGUGGAUUUAAGGAAAAGAAUAGUAAACUGGCACAAACUCUUGGUCAGUCCUACCCAAACACAUUGAAGAGAGUCUGCUUAGGCUUCAGAACCUUACAGACCAUUAUCUUCUCUAAAGAGCAUCAAAUCAAUUCCAUAGAUUGAUACUAUCGUGUUUAGCUAGGCUUUUAGAGGAAACAAAAA